AUGACGGCCUUGAGAUUUGUUAGAUCGCUUCGAGUCACUGCAGCUCGCCCUGGUGUUGUAAACUUUGAGCUUGAUAUUAAAAAGGAACAUACAAAUCGGCUUAACAUCCUUCAUGGCGGCACGAUUGCUAGCAUGGUUGAUCUCGGAGGGUCUCUUGCUGUGGCUUCUCGGGGCCUCUUUGCCACCGGUGUCUCGACAGAUCUCAAUGUGACUUAUCUAAGCUCCGGGGGUAAAGUCGGGGAUAAAAUUUUAGCUGAGGUGACUUGCGACAAAUUUGGAAAUAAUCUUGCAUAUACCAGCAUCAAGUUCAUGAAUGCCAAAAAUGAAGUGGUGGCUAGGGGCAGCCAUACAAAAUAUGUUGCCCAUGCUUUCAGGGAUCCAAGGAACAUUGUGGAAGAGCUUAAGCCAGAACCCUGA
Coccidioides posadasii C735 delta SOWgp is the source of this 417-nucleotide messenger RNA. Lineage: Eukaryota; Fungi; Ascomycota; Eurotiomycetes; Onygenales; Onygenaceae. The record is from RefSeq and is a predicted model, not a curated record.